CCCUUCCUAUUUCCCCUCCCUUUCCUCCAACAGUCUCAGUCGGUUCGCCCGCAGCACUUGCGUUCUCUCGGCCGGGUUUCACUCCAGAGAUGGCUGCGAAAGUGUGUAGAUCGGUCCUCCUCCUGUCCCGGAGCAGCGGCGCCGUAGCCUCUUCUGCUUUCCCCGCAUUCGGUGUCUCCUCACAGCGACAUCAUCAGAGCACAAGAACGGAGGCGCUGUCCAUUUCCCUUGCAAGUCACCAGACUAUCAGGAGAGCACACGGUCUGAGAACAGGUGCCAGGUCUGCUCUCUUCUGCCACCCCAGUGCCACUCUGACAGCCCAGGGCUGGAAGGGCUCCCCCUCAUGGCAGGGUCAAAGACUACUGUGUUCACCUGCUGCUACAGAAGACGUUACAGUGGUGUAUCAGAACGGCUUGCCGGUGAUCUCCGUACGUCUGCCGUCCCGACGAGAACUCUGUCAGUUCACCCUCAAACCCUUGAGCGACACAGUGGGUGUUUUCCUUCAGCAGCUGCAGGCAGAGGACAGGGGCAUCGAUAGAGUCGCCAUCUACUCUGAAGAUGGAGCAAGGAUAGCGUCCUCUACAGGCAUUGACAUUUUACUAAUGGACAGCUUUAAGCUAGUCAUUAAUGACACAACACACCUGGUGCAGCCGCCCAGGAGAGAUAUGCUACCGCACGAGGAAGUAGAACGACUGAACGAUGUCAAGCUCUUGGUGCAGCAGCUCUACAGCACCCUGCGCAUAGAGGAGCAUCAGCUCACCAAAGAGAGAGAGCUGGUUGGGCGACUGGAGGACCUCAACUCGCAGCUCCAGCCCUUGGAGAAGGUUAAAGAAGAACUGAGUAGGAAAGCAGAGCGCAGGACUACUUGGGUGCUGUGGGGUGGGAUGGCUUACAUGGCCACACAAUUUGGCAUCCUGGCACGGCUGACCUGGUGGGAGUACUCAUGGGAUAUCAUGGAGCCCGUCACGUAUUUUAUCACCUACGGCACAGCCAUGGCUAUGUAUGCUUACUUCGUGCUGACACGUCAGGAAUAUAUUUACCCAGACGCCAGGGACAGACAGUACCUGCUGUUCUUUCAUAAGGGAGCGAAGAGAACACGCUUUGACAUUGAGAAGUACAACAAACUGAAGGAUGCGAUUGCUGAGGCGGAGUUGGAUCUAAAGCGUCUACGAGACCCGCUGCAGUUGCACCUCCCUGUCCAGCAAAUCAAUGCCAGCAAGGACUGAUGAGAACGUGAAGCCCUUUCUGCCUCUCUCUCUUAUUUCAUUCUCUUCUGCCUCUUUGCGUUUAGUUUUCUGUCUGUCUCUUUGUGUUUUGUUUUAUCUCUACAACCUCAAUGAAAAACCAUAUCCACAGCAAGCUUCAGAGUUUUAUUAUUAUCCUUUAUAUUGUUUUCUUUAAUUUGGCAAGUCUAUGCAGAGGAGAAGAGAUACAAUUAAAUGAAACGACAAACUACAUCCCUGAACGGAUGACAGAUGCUUGCGGAUCAAGCGCUCUCAUUACGCUACAGGAGUACACAGAGAAAUGCAGCUACUUCAUACAGGAAGUUGGGACAUUGGGAUUCAAACAGUACAUCACUAUGAGACAAUGACCCCAGGUCUUGCAUGGGACACAGACACUGAGGUCUAAAACCAUCUGCCCUUGGGUUGAACCGUGUUUUUCCACAUUGGAGUACUGCUGAUAUACCUAACUCUGACACUUUGCAGAAGAGAUUUUGGGAUGUGGUGCUCUUUUCCAUCUCGGAAAAGGUCUGUUUACCAUCGAACCAGUCCUGUUGUGGAUGAAACGCUGCACUGACACCUGUACCCAACAGCCUAAGCUAAACCUUCUUGAUUCCUUUCCCGCUUCCUGUACGGACCUGUUAAGAGCUGGAGACAGAUCUAACAGCUAAAAUAUCACUGUGUGUUCUAUUAUUCCAAAAAGAAAAAGAAUCAAAGAAAUGUUGGCACUUUUUUUUUUUAAAAGCCAUAUUAUGUUUAUUAUAAUGAUAAAAAAAAGAAAUGAGUAGAAACUUUUUUUUUUACUCAAUAUUAGAUGAUUUUUUAUUUUAACCAUGCCACCAGACAGUACACAUCUGCAGAUGCUCUGAUAUUUUAUUUUCCCAGAUUCCCAUCACCAAACAACGCUCAAAUAGUCCAUCCCUAACGCUCUGAGCCUCUGAUACCGAGUUUCUUUCUUUAGAAAUAUGAUGUACCCACUCCAUCGGUUUACAUUGUGAUGGGAAACGCACAUACACAUGCUCGCUUGGCAGAUGGAUUCUCUUCAAAGGUCGCCUCUUUUCUCAUAAAUCUUUCGAACAUCAUCAAAUGGCAUUUUCCCACAGUGCCUCACAGCAUCUGCUGCAGCGUGCUUGUUAAUAAACACCUGUUUAUCAGACGCAAUCCAAGAAAAUGACCCAUCGAACGGUCUUAAGGCAGGUCACUGUGUAAAAUGUGAUUUCUUUUUCUUGAAAAAAGGUUCUGGACGCUAUCAAUUUCCCAUCAGUCAUGUGGCGUUUUUAGCUGCAUAAAUCUGCCUCGAUAUGCCAAGUCUUCUCGAACCUGCAGAGAAUGUGUAAUAUUUUAGAUCUAGAAUUAGCGUGUGUUUUGCACACUUCGUGGCAUGCUAUAGAGAGAGAUCGUCGCAUCCUUUGUCUAUAUGUCCUAUCUUUAGCCGACAGGCCUUAGCAAUGAUUCUGGCUGGUUUGAGCUGAUCAUCGACGACAUUUUCAUUGGUUUUGCCAUGCAUCUUCAGUCUAGUUAGUUUGAUUUUUUUUUUUUUACAUGAGAUUAUAUAUUAAUACAAAUAUGAAAACGAAAUUCUCAUAAUCAUUUCCCUUUGUUUCGACAGAGAUUGUCACCCAGACUGUUUGAAUCUGAGGGAUGUGAAAUCAACUUGACCCUUGUUGUUCUCAAACAAAAUUUUUUUUUUGUUUUGUUUUUUUGUUUUGUUUUUUCACAAUCUUGUUGUCUCGUAUAGGUAUUCCCUACACACUCAAUAGCUCUGUGAUUCUAUAGCAGAAGUCUGUCCAUUAUGUCACACUAUCCAUAUUUGUGCCUAUGGUCGUCAUUAAGCAUUUUUUAAAGCCAUAUUUGUGUUGUGUUCGUAUCUCUAGAGGCGGGUAAUGUGCAAAAUAGUUUCAAAUCCCCUUAGCAGCAGCAUGUGUCCAUUCUUACUAGGUGAAACUCCAGCCUACAGCUCUGAAAGAAAGAACAUUAAAGAGAUAGUUCAUCCAAAAAAUUUCUGUGAAACUCUGAAAUACUAUAUCAAGCACUAUAUACAGCGCUGCAGUGAUGACGUAUUUGUGUAGGAUAACCCGGAAGUUGGCAUCACCUCCGUUGUCUCAACAAAAACCCAAUAGGAUUUUUCCAUUGGCUUUUGGAUUAUUGCAGAAAAGACCAACAAAAGUUUAUUCUUUCACGUUUUGUUCAUCAUCAUAAUCUUCACAAAUGAACACAACUUUCAUGAAUUUUGAAGUUUAAAUACAAUUAGUAGAAGUAAAAAAGCUAAACAUAGGCUAUAAACGAAUGACUUCAGUUAGUUUUAGUCAUUUUCCCCAUUCUCCUUCUAAUUUGAGUUAGAAUAGUUAGCAAGAGCGUGAUUAUAAACAACAAAGCUGUAAAAGCGGACUAGUGAGUAGAUGAGUAUUUCUUUUCAACAUGAUGACGUGUAAUGUCCCUGACAGCCUCAACAUUGUUAGCAACUGCAACUUAAGUAAAAGCUUAACAGAUUAGUUCACUCAAAACUCUCCUCAUUUACUUACCCUCAUGUUGUUCCAAACCCGUAAGACUUUCAUUCAUCUUAGGAACAUAAAUUAAGAUUUUUUUUAAUGAAAUCUGAGAGCUUUUUGUCCCUCUGUUGACAGCUAUGCAACUGACACUUUGACGCUUCAAAAAGUUCAUAAAGAGAUCAUAAAACGAAUCCAUAUGAACUAAGCGGUUUAGUCCAAAUUUUGUGUAAUGUAAUUUUUAUGAUGAACAGAUUUAAUUUAUGCUUUUAUUCACAUAUAAACAUUGAUCAGCAAACAUAAACAAAAGCUCAAGUGAACCUGCUUGAGGUGCGAGAACAAACCUCUUCCAUAAGCUCAAACGUGCUAUGCACAAGAAUGAACCUCAUUGGUUCUCGCACGUCAAGCAAACAUGUUUGAGCUUCUGUUUACCACACUGAUGUGUGAGUUGAUCAAUGUUUAUAUGUGAAUAAAGGCCUAAAUUAAAUCUGUCCAUCAUAUAAACUGUUCGUGUCUCUUCAGAAAAUUUGGACUAAACCUCCCGAUUCAUAUGGAUUAGUUUUCGAAGAAGAACUAAAGUCUUGUGGGUUUGGAACGACAGAAUUUUCAUUUCUGGGUGAACUAAACCUUUAAAAUAUAUCAGUAAUACUAUCAGUAAUAAUAAUAAAGUCAUAAAAUGAAAAAUAUCUUGAGCUUGUUCAACACAGACUUUAUUUUUUAGGCAUUUAACCAAAACCCCGUUCAAAAAACACACUGACUUCAGGACAGUGGAACUGGAAGUGCUAAAAUGUUAACUCGUUUCUGGGUUUUGGCCCACAAAAAUACGUAAUCCCUGCAGCACUCUAUUCCAAGUCGUCUGAAGCCAUACAGUACACACAAUUUUGAAGAGCAGAAUGAAAUCUUUUCCCUUCCCCCAAAGCUGAAAUGUCAGUCAUGUUCUGAUUCAAACACUGAUGUUAUGUUAUGAAAAUUAUUACUCAUUUACUCACUCUCAUGUCAUUGCAAACCCAUUAAUCUUCAAAACAUGAUUGUUGAAUUCUCUUUGUCCAUCCAUUGAUAGUUCAUGCAACCACAACUUUGAUGGAUCAAAUAGUACAAAAAUACAUUGUAAAUCCAUAUAAAUUGAGUGGUUUAAUCCCUCUGAAGAACCGAUUUGAUUUUGGCUUUUAUUAAUAUAUAAACAUUGUUCAGCGCACAUACAUGGGACUUGGAUUAAACCACUUGAUUCAUAUUGAUUACCAUCUUUUUUGUACUUUUUGAUGCAGCAAAGUUUUUGUUGUGUGGAUUUUUAAUGGAUGGACAAAAAUAAUGAGAGAAUGUUAAAAAUAAUGUUUCAAAGAUGAACGAAAGGGUUCGGAACGACAUGAUUGUGAGUAAAUGAUGACAGAAUUUUCAGUUUUGGGUGAACUAACUUUUUCAAUUUAAGUCUGUUCCUCACACAAAGCUAUUGUAUGACUUCAGGAGAUCUGGAAAAGCGUUAGAGUCAUAUGAACUACUUUCUUAAUGUUCUUUUUGGAGCUUAACAGACAUGGUCACUAUGAACUGUGGUUUAAUGGAAAAGAGCUACAUGAACUAUGACAAUUCUUCAGAAUUUCUCUAUUUUGUAUAAAAAAAAAAAUAAAAAAAACAGCCUAUGGCUUUAGAGUGACAUUGUCAAAUAAUGACAGACUUGCAUUUUACUGUUUAAACAGACCUUUUUGGAAGGGAAAGCACAAUCUAGUUAUGAUAAACCAAACUGUGGUUUGUGGAUUCUGCACGUCUGCCUAAAAUUGCAAGUGUUGUGAUGGACAGAGAUUGUUUGUUGUUGGUGAGGAGUUCAGGUCAAUAGGAAUUACCCAUCAUGCUUGACUGAAUUACACUGUAAUUUAACACAGCAUGACCUGAACUGUCGGUGAAUAUUUUAAGGACGACACAGCCUUAUAACUGCAUUAUAUGCAACCCAGCUGGUUUUAAUGGAGCUGCUUCUCUCUUUUAACUGAGUUUGUGUUUGAACAGGGUUUAUCAGAACGCACAUCCUAUAAUAAAAUGAAGUUUAAACUCCGUUUCCGUCAUUCUAGUUGUAGCUAAUGGGUACAGGAUACCAUUGGUCCUGGAACAACAUUGUGACAGGGCUGACCCUAAGCAUUAAUCGCCCUAAAGGAACUGAUUAUAAAUAUAAAUCCUAAACAUUAAAAUCUGACUGGUUGAAUGGGAUGUCCUUCCAGGAACAAUGAGGAUGUUGAAGUCAGAAUCAAGGUCACUGUGGACAUUUCUGAUAAUAUGAUGUUAAAAGAAUGAGAGUUGUGCAUUUAGUGCGAGCAUCUUGUCUCAUGAUGAUGUUCAUGAAUCUUCAUCCAUAGCAGUCCAAAUCAUUGAAUCCAUCAUAAGCAAAAAUACAUCCAUUCUGCCUCACUUAUGUGAUCAACAGUCAUAAAUUCAACCCAAUACACACUCCAAAAAGUUACUCAAAGAUGCCCAGUACACUGACAUCCCUUGACCUCCAUCUAAGAGGUCUUGGACCUGGUCAUUAUCUGAUAAGUUUUUGUUAUUUUAUUUUAUUUGUAGGGUUUCUGUUUGUUUCAGGGUUUUUUAAAAAAUAUAUCAAAUAUAUGAAAUCUACUCUAAAGCGGGUGUUGCAUGAAUGUAUGUUUACAUGGGGAAAUUAUAUAUAAAUGAAUCAAAAAAGCAAAGAUUAUUAUGAAUGCUGAUUGCCGAUUAACAGACUCCUGGUUCAUCAAGACUUUAAUUUUUCCACCUAGUCCCUCGCCCUCCAUGACCCUGCAGCAAGGACGCUCUCGUCUGCUGCACAGGCUCUGACUGGUCAAGGUUCUCUCCUACGUUGUCUUGUUUUAGCCUGUCUUUGCUGUCUCAGUCUCGAUGCUGCUGCUCGAUCGCUGCAGUGCUGCCUUUAUUCUAAACACUGACCUGAGAACAGAGAGUAUGGAAGACCUGAGCGCACUGUAUAGUAUCCUUCUCUAACACCCCUUGCUCCGCCCAUUUGCCCCUCUUUCUUUAGCUCCUCAUUAUACUCUCACACUGAUUAUGUUUUAAAUAUGUGUAUUAUUUUAAAGUUUUCUUCAUGUGCACUUAUAUUGGAAAUUAUAUUUCGGGGAAAAAAGGAAAUGGGUGACGUUGAAUGAAAAACAUUUUUUCAUAUUCUUUUUUUUGUUGGUUUUGUCAUUGGCAUCGGAUGCUGUAAUGUUAGAAGACUUUAAAAAUGACAAUGUAAAAUCCUGUAUCAUUUAUGAAAAGUGUAUAAAAGAGAAAUGUAAUUCAAUUAUCAAUAAAUACUUAUCCAGUUUUGGA
Molecule: messenger RNA, 6991 nt
Organism: Ctenopharyngodon idella (grass carp)
Lineage: Eukaryota; Metazoa; Chordata; Actinopteri; Cypriniformes; Xenocyprididae
Gene: mcu
Product: mitochondrial calcium uniporter
Exons: 9
Coding region: 90-1226 (378 amino acids)
Biological process (GO): mitochondrial calcium ion homeostasis; calcium import into the mitochondrion
Cellular component (GO): mitochondrial inner membrane; uniplex complex
Molecular function (GO): calcium channel activity; uniporter activity
Source: RefSeq, a predicted model, not a curated record